Mesocricetus auratus (golden hamster) is the source of this 3768-nucleotide messenger RNA. It is a transcript of the gene Mcm8, whose product is annotated as minichromosome maintenance 8 homologous recombination repair factor. Gene Ontology annotation, molecular function: single-stranded DNA helicase activity; ATP hydrolysis activity; ATP binding. Gene Ontology annotation, cellular component: MCM complex; nucleus. The record is from RefSeq and is a predicted model, not a curated record. Lineage: Eukaryota; Metazoa; Chordata; Mammalia; Rodentia; Cricetidae. Gene Ontology annotation, biological process: double-strand break repair via homologous recombination. The transcript has 18 exons. Bases 678 to 3158 code for a protein of 826 amino acids.
CUGUUGGGUCGAUGUGGAACGUGGUGUUGGGAUGGAAUGUCUCAUCUUGAGGGUCCUGAAGACUUGCGUUUUUAUCUCGGUGCUAUUGCAAACAAACUUUCAUUUAAAGUAGUUUGCUUAUUUGCAGACCUUUUAGUUAUUAACGAAAUCCCCUUAAGAUUAGAAUAGGCUCUCCUAAUGAAUUUCACUGCAGUGUAUGAAAACGUUAUUAGUAGAGGGACCUGGAACUGACUUGUGAACCAACCAUGUUUCUAAUCUAAAUUUAAACUUAAAAAAAAUUAAUAAUAAAAAAAGAGGUGGGGGAAAUCACAUAGUGAGAAUUCUUGAACAGAAGCAAAAUAAAACCUGAGUAAAAAAGAAAAUGUCAUUAGUAGUUUGUAGCUAGGGAAUUAAGAAUUUUUAAGUGGAAUUAUUUUUCAUGAGAACAGUUUUAGGACAGCUUGCCACAGAAAAUAAUACAAGAAAGACUGAGCUAUGAUAUUUCCCUAGUAUCAUUCAGUCGAGAGUUCUGUUCAGCUAUUACAGCCUAAUAAUAGUCUCAAACACUGCAAACAGGUUCAAGUUACGGUCUUUAUUUCUCUGUUGGUGGUUCCUUGGAAACUGGUGCUGAAUAAAAGUCUAGUGUACCUUGAGUCGUGAUGGGGAUUACAAGAGCAUGCUAUUGACUUUUAGGAGACAUGAGUGGUGCAUAUAGAGGGAGAGGUUUUGGACGGGGAAGAUUCCAAAGCUGGAAAAGAGGAAGAGGUCGUGGGAACUUCUCAGGAAGCUGGAGAGAAAGAGAGCACAGAGCUGACCUGGGUAAAGCCACAGGAAAGCACACUUCUGAACAAACGUCACAGCCUUUACUUUUACAGUCAACGUUGGAUCAGUUUAUACCUUAUAAGGGCUGGAAGCUUUACUUCUCUGAAGUUUACAGUAAUAGCUCUCCUUUUAUUGAGAAGACUCAAGCAUUUGAGAAGUUUUUCACAAGGCACAUUGACUUUUAUGAUAAGGAUGAAAUAGAAAGAAAGGGAAGCAUUUUGGUGGAUUUUAAAGAACUGACAAAAGAUGAUGAAAUAACUGACUUGAUACCAGAUAUAGAAAAUGCACUAAGAGAUACCCCUGAGAAAACCUUGGCGUGUAUGGGUCUCGCAAUACAUCAGGUAUUAACCAAGGACCUUGAACGGCAUGCGGCUGAAUUACAAGCUCAAGAAGGGUUGUCUAAUGAUGGCGAAACAAUGGUGAAUGUACCGCAUAUUUUUGCAAGAGUGUACAACUAUGAGCCCUUAACACACCUCAAGAACGUCCGAGCAAACUGCUAUGGGAAGUACAUCUCUAUAAGAGGGACCGUGGUUCGUGUUGGUAACAUAAAGCCUCUUUGCACCAAGAUGGCUUUCCGUUGUGCCGCAUGUGGAGAGAUCCAGAGCAUCCCUCUGCCCGAUGGGAAGUACAAUCUUCCUACAAAGUGUCCGGUGUCUGCUUGUCGAGGGAAGUCGUUUGCUCCUUUGCGCAGCUCUCCUCUCACCGUUACAGUGGACUGGCAGUUGAUCAAAAUACAGGAGCUGAUGUCUGAUGCACAGAGAGAAGCAGGGCGGAUCCCUCGAACAAUAGAAUGUGAGCUUGUUCAUGAUCUUGUAGAUAGUUGUGUCCCAGGAGAUACAGUGACUAUUACUGGAAUUGUCAAAGUCUCCAAUACUGAAGAAGGUUCUCGGAAUAAGAAUGAUAAGUGCAUGUUCCUUUUGUACAUUGAAGCAAAUUCUGUUAGCAACAGCAAAGGACAGAAAGCACAGACUGCGGAGGAUGGCUGUCAGCAUGGGACACUGAUGGAGUUCUCCCUUAAAGACCUGUAUGCCAUCCAAGAGAUCCAGGCUGAAGAGAACCUGCUGAAGCUCAUUGUCAACUCACUUUGUCCUGUCAUUUUUGGUCAUGAACUUGUUAAAGCAGGGUUGGUGUUAGCACUCUUUGGUGGUAGCCAGAAGUACGCAGAUGACAAAAACAGGAUUCCCAUUCGAGGAGACCCACACAUCCUGAUUGUUGGAGAUCCGGGCUUGGGAAAGAGUCAGAUGCUGCAGGCAGCAUGCAAUGUGGCACCCCGUGGUGUGUAUGUCUGUGGAAAUACCACCACCAGCUCUGGGCUGACUGUAACUCUUUCAAAAGACAGUUCCUCUGGAGAUUUUGCUUUGGAAGCUGGUGCCCUGGUACUUGGUGACCAAGGCAUUUGUGGGAUAGAUGAAUUCGAUAAAAUGGGGAACCAGCAUCAAGCCUUGUUAGAAGCCAUGGAACAGCAGAGUAUUAGCCUCGCUAAAGCUGGUGUGGUUUGCAGCCUCCCUGCAAGAACUUCCAUUAUUGCUGCUGCAAAUCCAGUUGGAGGACACUACAAUAAAGCCAAAACAGUUUCUGAGAAUUUAAAGAUGGGGAGUGCCCUACUGUCCAGAUUCGAUUUGGUCUUUAUCUUGUUAGAUACGCCGAAUGAGCAGCAUGACCACUUACUUUCUGAACAUGUGAUUGCAAUAAGAGCUGGGAAGCAGAGAGCUGUUAGCAGUGCCACAGUAGCUCGUGCGCUCAGUCAAGAUUCAAAUACUUCUGUACUUGAAGUGGUUUCUGAGAAACCAUUAUCAGAAAGAUUAAAGGUGGCUCCUGGAGAGACGACAGAUCCGAUUCCACAUCAGCUGUUGAGGAAGUACGUUGGUUAUGCACGGCAGUAUGUCCACCCAAAGCUAUCCACAGAAGCUGCUCAGGCUCUGCAGGACUUCUAUCUGGAGCUCCGCAAGCAGAGCCAGCGCAUGAGCAGCUCACCCAUCACCACCCGGCAGCUGGAAUCUUUGAUCCGUCUGACAGAGGCACGAGCAAGGUUAGAAUUGAGAGAGGAAGCAACUAAAGAAGAUGCUGAAGAUAUAAUUGAAAUUAUGAAACAUAGGGAUUGUCAGACCUGGCAAAUGCCUUUACCUGCUCAAUCAUCUUGCUGGCCCCUUAAUUUCUGUAGGAAUGAUUUUUUCCCUUUCUCUUUUUCUUUCUCACCUCCCUCUCCCAUCCUCAUUUUAGGGUCUAGCACUUGUGCUGUCCUUGUAAUUGUUCAGGAGUGUUGUGCUGAUCACUUCUCCCUUCCCAAUAGGGAGGCUUCACAUUGCUUUGCUUAUGUUCACUAUGGUUCUGGCCUCACUGUGGCCGCUUCUCUCUGAUUAUGGGUAGAAUGGCACCCUGCUGCUCCCUAAGGCUUGAGCAAUAACCCGCAGCUUGUUCCCUGCUCUUAUAGGCAGUCUGUGGAAAGAGAAGCUCUCUUUAAUUCAGUGUGUCCGCCACAAGGGGAGAGAAUAGUUUGAUCAAGUGGCUAGGAUUACCUAGUACUAUCAGACAUUGAGAGCUGGUUAGACACAUCAAGUUCCUAUCUGUUAGAACUAACAUGCUUUCUUAGUCUGUGAGAGCAAGGACCUUAUUCCAGUGUCUUUUUAGGGCCCACAAUCAUGGCUAGUACGUGGUAUGAAACAUACUUUGUUAAUUCAUUAAUUAAAGUAUACUCUUUAAAAAAAUUUCCCCCUUUAUAGUUCCUGUCUCUUCUGCGUCAUUAAAACCACCAUUAAUGUGUUAUCCUGUGAAAUUACAUUAACUAGGAAGCAGAAGCCUGAGCGAGAAAAAUCUGAAUCUUGACAUAGUUCAUCUGAGUUAGCAUAAUACAUACUUGGACAUUUUUUGAAAAGUAAAUGUUUUUAUUUUGUAAACAGUUUAUAUGUGAGCAUUCUUAUUUUGUUGUUUUGUUUUUGUUUUUUGUUUAUUUUUGGAGACAAGGUUUCU